AUGAGUCCUUCGCGCAAGUCGCGGAUCGCCUCGAGCGUGUCCAAUGUCAUGUACACCAACGCCGUCUACUUCCCCAACUACCGGAUAUAUCAGGGCGACACCCCUGGAAUGCUCAAUUACAGCUGCAUCAACCAUGUUUACUACGCGUAUGCCAGCGUCUCGGUGGAUGGCGGUGUUUUCCUGAGCGACGAGUGGGCGGACGCUGGAGCCCCAGUGGACGGCGUGCAAGGCGGGCUGGGCUCCCUGAUGCACCUCAAACAGAAACACCCUCACCUCCAGGUCAUUCUGUCUAUCGGAGGAGGCAAUUCGCCCGAGGUUUUCCCCGUCGUGGCAUCCAGCACGCUUUUGCGGGAUAACUUUGCGAGGUCUGCCCGGGGUCUCGUUGAGGCGUCGGGCCUCGAUGGGAUCGACAUCGCAUGGGAGUAUCCCUGUGAUGCCAAGCAAGGGUACGACUUCCUUGCCCUACUAGCAGCCGUCCGCAUUCACCUUCCGGAGGACCAAUUCAUCCUGACGGCCGCGCUGCCGGCGAACAAGGCCGUCUUACAGUUCAUCGAUCUGGCGGUAAUUUCCGACUACCUGGACUUUGUGAAUCUCAUGGCAUACGACUUUUUCGGAGCAUGGACCCCGAAGAGUGGUCACCACGCGCAGCUCUACAACAUAAGCAAAGACGAGACGUCGGGGUCAUCAGGAGUGUCGUACCUCAUGUCUCACGGCUUUCCGGCCCAGAAGAUCCUACUCGGCAUCCCGACCUACGGACGCAGCUUCCUCCACGCCACCGGGCCAGGCCAAAAGUUCCGCGGCGGUGGCGGCGACGAUGGCACCUUCGAGUACAACCAACUCCCUCGCAAAGGGUGCAAAGAGGUUGUUGACAAACGCCACGUCGCAGCGCAGUGCAUCGGUGCCGAUGGCGGUUUCGUGACGUAUGACAACCCGGACACCGUGAAGGUUAAGGCUGGGUUCUGCAAACAAAAGGGACUAGGGGGUCUCUUCUACUGGAAUGGCCCGGCAGAUUCCAAAGACAAGUCGAGGAGCUUGAUUGCGGCUGGCUUCCGCGCCCUUCACUCUUCCUGA
Messenger RNA from Ilyonectria robusta, 1071 nucleotides. Its product is annotated as glycoside hydrolase superfamily. The transcript has 4 exons. Lineage: Eukaryota; Fungi; Ascomycota; Sordariomycetes; Hypocreales; Nectriaceae. Gene Ontology annotation, biological process: carbohydrate metabolic process; chitin catabolic process. Bases 1 to 1071 code for a protein of 356 amino acids. Gene Ontology annotation, cellular component: extracellular region. Gene Ontology annotation, molecular function: chitinase activity; chitin binding. The record is from RefSeq and is a predicted model, not a curated record.